GCGCCUGCGCGCAGACCGGUGUCCGGUGUCCGCCUGGCAGCAGCUGUUCAGACCCGAAGGACCGACAGACACGCUGAGACACCACCACCGACUGAGACCACCGACCCGGAAUCGCAGAGCCGGUGCUACAUACCCGUAACGGAGCCGGUCCAGAUCGUAGGAGAGCCGCUGAGCUAACCGAGCUAACCAAGCUAACCGAGCUAACGGAGCUAACGGAGUGACGACACGCCGUCAGCUGUUUUUGGACAGGCCCCCGGCUCGUGCUCACCACGCUCCGCCGCACCGAGCCGCUCUGACCCGGGUCACCGACUCCGGGUCUGUCCGCCGGCUCGGGGGCCGAAGUUAGCUUCCGGCUAACAGCUAACAGCGUUAGCGUCCAGGGGACCGACCGCGCGACCGGAGCCCCGAACCGGACCGGUGACAACAUGCUGAUAGCCGUUGGCGCAGGAAGUGGACACACCACCGCCACCAGCAAGAAACACAGACGGAGAGGCAAAAAACACAGGAGAAUCCGAACAGACGAGAACCGUUUCAGGCAUGAUGACAUCAGCAACCUUCAGAGUCCAAAUGCCAACAGCAGCCCCGCCCCGACACCUCAAACCACCGGACUCCGCCCCCGAAAUACUACAGAGACAGUCACACCGACCAACACGCUGCCAUGCACCGCCGAGGUCCACGAGUCCAUCACCGGACCGCCACAGACCGGAAACACCCCACCGCCCCGCCACAGUCAACCCCAAUGCCCCUCGCCUCCACCCCAGGCCACGUCCCCCCCUCCAGAUACAGCAGACACACCUGCAGCUCACCUGGUCCCUUCUGACAGUCCACACACUGCCCCGAUAGCACCACCUACACCUCACACCUGCAGCCAAUCACCUCUCGCCACCUCUCCAAGCCCCGCCCACAGUGCCAGCCAGUCACCAUCUGUUGACCAAAACAUUACCCAAAAUUCCUCCACAUCGCCUCACAGAACUCUCAACAUUACCCACAAUGCCUCUGAAUCAAUGUCAAUUUCUGCCCCACCGCCCACCAAAGCUCCUCCCACACCGCCACUAAGCCCCUACCACCCCGACCCCUUCCUGCUGACCUCAGUGACCUUUACCUCCAGUGGCUCCUCCCACCUCUACUCCCCCGUCUGCUCCCCGUCCACCUCCUUCCUCCGUUCCCUCGAUGCUCUCGGCCACCACGCCACUCUGCCUUCCAUGAUGUCAUCAGCUGCCCCACACGCGGCCGCCCGCCGUUUGACUCUGACCCCGCCCCCUCUCGAGUACCCGCCCCCUGUCCAGCUGCUGGGCUCUGACGAUGAGGAGCAGGAGGACCCGUCCGAUUACUGCAAAGGUGGAUACUACCCGGUGAAGAUCGGGGACCUGUUUAACGGGCGCUACCAUGUGGUCAGGAAGCUGGGCUGGGGUCAUUUCUCCACCGUGUGGCUCUGUUGGGACCUGCAGAAGAAACGCUUUGUGGCGUUGAAGGUGGUGAAGAGUGCUCCGCAUUACACCGAGACAGCUCUGGAUGAGAUCAAGCUGCUCAGAUGUGUGAGGGACAGUGACCCCUCUGACCCCUACAGAGAGACCAUCGUCCAGCUGAUAGAUGACUUCAAAAUCUCCGGAGUCAACGGAGUCCGUAUCCUUUAUCACCUGCCUUAUUUUCCUCAGCCUCAGUCAGAUGUUUGCAUGGUUCUGGAGGUUUUGGGUCAUCAGCUGCUAAAGUGGAUCAUUAAGUCAAACUACAUGGGGCUGCCUCUGGUCUGCGUCAAGACCAUUAUCAGACAGGUGCUGCAGGGUCUGGACUACCUGCACUCUAAGUGUAAGAUCAUCCACACGGACAUUAAGCCGGAGAACAUCCUGCUGGACGUGGACGAUGUGUACGUGCGGCGGCUGGCGGCCGAGGCCACCGUCUGGCAGAGAGCUGGAGCCCCGCCCCCCUCAGGGUCGUCAGUUAGCAUGGCUCCCAGGGAUCUGGAGGUAGGUAAACUGUCUAAGAACAAGAAGAAGAAGUUAAAGAGGAAAGCCAAACGUCAGCAGAGACUGUUGGAGGAGAGAUUGGUGGAUAUACAGAGGAUGGAGGAGGAGGACGGAGUGUUACAACCUGACGACACAGACAGUAACUGCUCUGUGGUUGUCAACGGCAACACUUACUGCUCCACAGCCAAUAGCAAAGGGAGCCCAGAGUCUGCCUGCUCCUGGUUGGAGGACAGGUGUAAUGGCCACGCCCCUGGACGGUUCUCCAGCCCUGCCUCCGGCCUAUCAGGCUUCUCCAGCUCUGUGAUGUCUGCGACGUCAGAGUCCGCACUCUCUACUCAGUCGGGAUACUCCAGUGGACGAGACGUGUUCAGUGCGUCGGACUUCGUCCUCAGUCCUCUGGAUCCUCAGAACGCCCACAAACUGAGAGUGAAGAUCGCUGAUCUGGGAAAUGCCUGCUGGGUGCACAAACACUUCACGGAGGACAUUCAGACCAGACAGUACAGAGCUCUGGAGGUUCUGAUUGGAGCAGAGUACGGACCGCCAGCCGACAUCUGGAGCACCGCAUGCAUGGCGUUUGAGUUGGCGACAGGAGAUUACCUGUUUGAACCUCAUUCAGGGGAAGAUUACACCAGAGACGAAGAUCACAUCGCUCACAUCAUCGAGCUGCUCGGACCGAUUCCUCUGCCCUUCGCUUUGUCUGGAAGGUACUCCAGAGAGUACUUCAACAGGAGAGGGGAGCUGCGUCACAUCUCCAGCCUGAAGCCGUGGGGUCUGUUCGAGGUGUUGUUGGAGAAGUACGAGUGGCCGCUGGAUCAGGCGGCUCAGUUCAGCGACUUCCUGUUGACCAUGUUGGAGCUGCAGCCUGAGCGCAGAGCGACGGCGGCGCAGUGCCUGCAGCACGCCUGGCUGCACACAUGAACACGCGCACACACACACACGCUAUGUUUUGGGCGUCUCUGAGUUGAUUUCACCUCGACUGACUGUAAACUGGACUGGCGCCGCUCAGGUAGCUGCUGUGAUCGUGAGACCUCAUGGACUCAAUCAGUGAGGGCGUGAUGUCAUCACCGCCACAGAGCAGACUUCCUGUCUGCGGCCUGCUGGGUGUUUCACAAUAAAACAUCUGAAAACGGUC
Messenger RNA from Plectropomus leopardus (leopard coralgrouper), 3096 nucleotides. The record is from RefSeq and is a predicted model, not a curated record. Lineage: Eukaryota; Metazoa; Chordata; Actinopteri; Perciformes; Serranidae.